This is a messenger RNA of Cylindrotheca closterium, 1917 nucleotides long. Lineage: Eukaryota; Bacillariophyta; Bacillariophyceae; Bacillariales; Bacillariaceae. The record is from the annotation of a GenBank genome assembly.
AUGGCAUCCACACGUCGUCGACCCAACAACAACGAUAACAACGACAACAACGUUCUGAUUGAGGAGAGCUCUGACCAGGAACCCACUGUGGACGAAGACCUUUUGAUGGCUCAGCGCUCCUUUCAUGGGCCUUCCAACAACAGCACAUAUGCAAGAACGAACGCCCAUAUGACGACGAGAUAUGAAAUUUCUACUGGGAAACGAAUUGCCGCAUCCAACCAAUCGUUGCGGAUAUUGGAUUUCCCAGAGACUUUGGAAUCCAUCGAGGACAAGGCCUUUUACAACUGCUGGUCGUUGCGCAAGUUGAGAAUUCCUCCAACGGUCCAUUCCAUUGGAGGGAGCGCCUUUGCAAACUGCUGGGAACUCCGUUCGAUUGAACUUCCCGAACGAAUCGAAGCAUCGAAUCAUAGCACGACCGACAAUCUAGCUGGCGACUGGAGCCGCUUUCUGUGGAAACUUGGAUUGUGCUUUCACGACGAUUCUUCUGUGGCCAUUCAGGAUGCUGCUUUUAAUUUGUGUCAUUCUCUUCGGAACAUUGCCCUUCCUCAAUCGAUGGACAUGGAAGUCCCAGUCACAGCCUUUGUGGGAUGUGCCGAAUUGAAAAAGCACUAUCCACAGGAAGAAGAACUAAUGGAAGCAUUGAAACAUCGAUUUGAUGGAUUGCAGAUUCACAAACUCUGUUAUUAUCAGUCUCAUUAUCCGCAAGAAACCACGAUUCGCAAGCUGAAAAAGGCCAUUGCUUGGGAACGGGGCAAACGGCAGCACAAUCUAGCAAACAAGCACUGUCAUGAUGGUUGCGGUGGAGGCGUCUUUGGUGGUAAAAACCAGAACCUUCUCCAUUUCCCAUGGUCUGGAAGUCCUUUUACUCCUAGACUGGAAAACAUUGACGCUCCGCAUAUAGGCAGCCAACAAGAUGCCUUUGGAAUGACUCCCCUACACAUUUUGGCAUGUUCUGUCCAUCAAUCGUUGGAUCUAUAUCGGCUGCUUAUUGAUUACAAUCCGACUGAUCUAAUUACCAAGGACAAGUGGGGAGACUAUCCACUCCUAUAUGCCUACCAGACCCAUGCACCAUUGGAAAGCGUCUUGUUGUUGUUACACAGUCAAAAGCGCAUCUUUCCGGACCACAAGAUUGAAUGGGUUCCCAUGAUCAAGAAAAUGUGUGUCAACCAUGCAUCAGUGGAAUCCAUUCAAAUGGUCUUUCAAAGUCACAAAAUUGUCUUCGCCGAAGAGGACGAAAGUGAGCGGAAAAAGGACGAAAAUUGCAUCAAUCUCCGACUUUGCAUUCAAGACAGAUUUUGGUUUUGGAAAUUGGUUUCCUUUCCCGUUCUUCAGUUGCUUGUCCAAUACCAGGAUCGAAACUUUUCCAACGAGGCCAUUUUAUGGGACCCUUUAGUCGAACGACUGAUAGCCUCCCCGCAUUGGUUGAAGGAUCUUUCCAUGGACAAGAUUGUCUUUUUAUUGAACAAAGGGACUGCCGGCCGUCUGGCUAUUCUAGGACUGGAGGCUUGGAAGGACGAAGUCAUGGCCAAGAUCAAUAACACCGACCUUACGUCCCUAUACCUGUCGUUUGCAGAGAAACGAUUCUAUGUGAAAAGCGUCUUGGCGCAGUUGAGACACUUUGAGCUGCGUGAAAUGGCUGCUUUGCUCGAAUUGGCCAUGUGGAACAAGGAAUUGAUGAAUUAUCAGCAACCAAAGCCGCCAAAGGUACAUGAGGUCAACCAAGACUUGGAAUUGAGACAGCAAUGCCUUGUUAGUUCUGGAGCAGAAGUCGUCAUUGCUAAUGUCUUGCCACAUAUUGCCAAGAGUCCAUCCAAGUUGGCAAUGCAGAGAAGUAGUCGACUCGGAAGCAGCAGAGCGAGAGGAGGACGGGGGAGGCGACGACGACGAAUCGUUGAUUAUGUCAUGAAUGAAGUAUAA